AAUACAAUGAUUCUGUUUUGAAGUUAUUGAAAAGGGCGUAGAUGUACUGCUAAUCUAGUACUAUACGUCAGGUCGUAACUUAAGACUACUGUUUUUUCAGAAUACUGAGAAUUUGAGAAUCCAACUUGCUUUCUAUAAAUAGUUUCAGAAAAAAACAUACAUGUAACUGUGGGGAUCUUUUGUACACCCCUCCCCUAGGGCUUCUAUAGGGUUAAAGGUAUUUCAAAAGCAAGAUAAAAACGAUAACCCAUGAGAUAUUUUCAUUACAAUGAACUAGAAUAGGCCUAGGAUGCAUUUUAUUGUAGCGUAAAAAAUGAGUAAUGAUCAACAAUCUCUUAGAGUCUUAGAGAUUAAUCGGGGUGAGGUGGAUAAUUCUCACGUAGAGGAAAACAGCAUUGAAAAGAAGACUUGCACUGUUGGACACAAAGAUCACAACCGUGCACAGACCAAUAAUAUAAUUCAACAAGUUGGCCCGACGAAUUCGGAAAUUACUGAGAGGCACUUUAAGUCAAAGAAUGUUGAAGAUACACGUAUGGUAUUAGAAACAAACCUUAAAAUCCCAUCAUGUUCGGUUACCUUAGAAACAUUGUCUCAACGCAGGAUGCUCGAUAUGAAGCGUUGGUUCUGUAUAAGUAGACCUCAGUACGUGGAAUCUUGUGGAAUAUCAUCUUUGGUAUCUUGCUGGAACUACCUUUUCUCGACCUUAGGUUCUGGAACGAUGAAACCGAUCACACAAGAAGAAGCACUUACAAUACUAAAUCAUAAACCGCCAUUCGAGGAAAUAAACUUUGGUAAAUUCACGGGCAAUGUUACUUUAAUGAGAUGGUUUCAAAUAUUGAAUGAUCAUUUUGGUGUACAAGGAACUAGUUGUUUCUUUUACAAACUCAAUGGAGAAAACAAAACUUUCGAUCUGUCCUCACACGAUGCUUUGCUGAAGCUGAAGAAAUGCUUGAAGGAGAAAGACAUGUCCUUUAUCUAUCAUGCUGAGAAUCAUUACUUCUGUCCAAUUGGCUUUGAGGAUAUGGCAGUAAAUGAGAUCGAUGCAUACAAAGGUGAAUUGGACCAGUCAGAUGUAGAGACAUGGAUAUUGAUUGGCGACUCAAAAAAGAAUCAUCCAUGCAUACAUUGUAUAAGAUGGGAAGAUAUAAUCACCGAUUUAAAAAAUGUCCAUCCCGACUACAUCGAUGUGCGCAGAUUAUGGAAAGGAGCCCUCAAACACAAUACGGAGAAACCAGAGGAUAAUGACCAUUGCAUAAUGGCGUUUCGGCGUAAUUAACCUCAACAUCGAAUUAAAGACAGUACAAUAGUUCAUGAUACAAUCUAUGAAUAAACAUGGAGCAGUCACCGUUGAUACUGAUAACGCAACGAUUGGAACCAAUGUUUCAAAAUGUAUUAUUGAUGUAAGCAUUAUUUAAACAACUCGUAAUAAACGAACCGUAACAUAAGACAUGGCCCUUUGUUGUCAUUGUUUUUACUCAAGUCGCAUUUAUUAAGGUUUUGGCUCAUAUGGUGAAU
Owenia fusiformis is the source of this 1515-nucleotide messenger RNA. The record is from the annotation of a GenBank genome assembly. NCBI's taxonomy places the organism in Eukaryota, Metazoa, Annelida, Polychaeta, Sabellida, Oweniidae.